This is a messenger RNA of Sus scrofa (pig), 2419 nucleotides long. Lineage: Eukaryota; Metazoa; Chordata; Mammalia; Artiodactyla; Suidae. The record is from RefSeq and is a predicted model, not a curated record.
AUGCUCCCCGCCCGGCUCUGCCUCGGUGAGAUGCAGGGGAGGGGAAGCCCUGCUCCGGGAGGGACCCGCCCCCUCCCCACACCAGCCUGUGCUCUCAGGACACCCAGCACGCAGCGGGUGCCCGGGCACGAGAGGUUCUGCUCAGAGUCCAGGGCGAGUCCUCACGGGUGCUCUCUUCCAGGGCUGAGUGUGGGCCUGGGGACCCAGGUGCAGGCAGGGACCCUCCCCAAACCCAUCCUCUGGCCUGAGCCAGACCCUCUGGUCACCUGGGGGAGCCCUGUGACCAUCUGGUGUCAGGGGACCCUGGGGGCCCAGGAGUGCCAUCUGUACGCAGAGGGAAGGCCAGCUCUAGGGGACAGACUGAGCCCACUGGAAGCUGGGGACAAGGUCAAGUUCUUCAUCCCAUACAUGACCCAGGACUACGCAGGGAGCUGUCACUGUUACUAUAUCAGUCACACUGGCUUGUCAGAGCCCAGUGACGCCCUGGAGCUGGUGGUGACAGGUAAGGAGGGCCCAUCCUUGUCCCAGAGGCUUUGGGCCCCCAGGCAGGUCCCUGGGGGCUGGCUCAGAGCAGAGCCCCAUGUGAGGGGGUGGCUGGGGGGGCGGGGCUCCCGGACCAGAACCCAGAGUGUGAGAGACAGUGAGACCUGGGGGCCAGGGGGGACAAGGGGGUCAUGGGGGAAGCAGCCCCUAACCCAGGGCUCUCUCUCCCCAGGAGGCUCUGGGAAGCCCUCCCUCCUGACCACGGAGGGCCCUGUCGUGGCCUCUGGACAGAGCCUGACCCUCCAGUGUCGCUCUGCCAUCGGCUAUGACAGGUUCGCUCUGGCCAAGGAGGGGGCACGGGACCUCCCCCAGCCCCCUGCCCGGCAGCCCCAGGCUGGGCUCUCUCAGGCCCACUUCUCCCUGGGUGAGGUGAGAGGCCUCCAUGGGGGCCGGUACAGGUGCUACAGUGGACACAACCUCUCCUCCCUGUGGUCGGCCCCCAGGGACCCCCUGGACAUCCUGGUGGCAGGUGAGGAGCCAGCGGGUCAGGCGGGGACCCACACUAUGCACAGGCCCUGCUGGGGGAGCCCCAGGGGGGAUGCUGGGACCAGGCGGAGGGGUCCCCAGGGAGGGAGGGACAGACAGAGAGGGGGUUGGGGGAUGGAGAGGCUCAGAGAAACACAGACACACACAGACAAGGGUCCGCAGAGAGGCCCUGCCGAGUCUCUGUUCUGAACCAGGGCGGCUGGCAGCCCCUCACCCCCUCCCUCUCUCCAGGACAGCUCCGUGGCACACCCUUCCUCUCGGGGAACCCGGGCCCCUCGGUGGCCACAGGACAGAACGUGACCCUGCUGUCAUGGAGUCCGAUGGACACUUUCCUUCUGUCCAAGGAGGGGGCGGCCCAUCCCCUGCUGCGUCUUAGGUCACAGCCCCGAGCUGGGCUGUUCCUGGCCAAGUUCUCCAUGAUUCCCGUGGCCUCAGCCCACGGGGGCACCUACAGGUGCCACGGCUCACUCAGCAGUGACCCCUACCUGCUGUCACAUCCCAGUGACCCCCUGGAGUUCAUGGUCUCAGGUCAGGGGACCCUGACCUUGUCCUGAGCUCAGGCAGCCCAGGACCCUGUCCCUUGAGAGCUCCUGACUGGGCUGGGAGUCGGGGACCUGCCCCUCAGAGGCCCUGCCUCCUCUACCCACCCCUCCCCUCCCCCGGGUCUGGAAGGGGCCAGGGGGGCACCCACCCAGAGGGUCUUGGGGACGACACAGGGCAGGUGCAGGGAGAGUUUAGUGAGGCGGGGACUCCAGGGGCAGCCCCCGCCCCUUCCUGGCCUCUUUCCCAGGACCCCUGGGAGCCCCAGCCCCCCACCCCCAGUCCCUAAUUCAACAAUGGGGGAGUCUCAGGGCCCAUUUGCUCAUGGGGCGCACAGGCCACCCCGGGGCAGUUUUGAGUCUCAGAGGAGCUAAUGCUGCUCAGAUGCUCAAGGACAGGCUGGGGGUCCAAGGGGGUGGGGUCGGGCAGAGAUGUGGGGGGACCCCAGGGCUCUGAGGGGGUCACCUCCCAUCCUGACCCCCAGGAGCCUCCCAGGAUCAGCCCCUCCACCCCACGGACUCAGGCCCCCACAGGGGUCAGUGUGGGUUUGUGGAGGGGGGGUCCAUGGGGGCAGAGCGGGGUCACACCCCACUGGCCAGCUGAACUUCCUGUUCUCAGGGGAGGGGCCCCAAGUCUGCCCUGUUGGAGCUCAGUCAGCACAGGGUCCUGACCCCAGAAACGUCUGAGACAGUCACACAGACAAGAGGGGACACAGAACCCAGGGAAGGGCUGUGGGGCCCCAGCUCCGCACUCACACCCCCACUUCGUGGUUCUCAGGACCGGCAGACACCACCCGCCCAUCACACCACCAGCCAGAUCCCACGAGUGGUGCGCAGGAGAAAUCCUCAGU